CAGAGAGUAUCUUUAGCAUGUCAACAUCUGCGACCUCAAGCGUUUAAGUCUCACUGUGCUCUCUGUCCUGGACUUUCACUAACUGUGCUUCCUCUCUGACAAAGAAAGAAGAUGAGUGAAAGCACUGAUGACAUCAAGGCUGUGACCUGCACAGUCAAACCUCCAGUCUACCUGCAGAUUGGAGACACCAAAGUGGACACAUCUCACUCUGGUAUUUGUGUUGUUGACGUCACCCUCCCCUUCGGAAAGCCUGCCAAUAUUGAGGAAAUCACCUUUAAGAACUACUACACGGCCUAUGUGACUGUGCGUUUGUUGAGGAGGAGCCCUGGGCAGGAGGCCCCUGCUAAGUGGUGCACUGCUCUGAGAGACCUGCCCCUGAUGGACAACCCCCACACUGAGGGGGGCUCCCAAGACUACUACUCCAUUCACAGGGCACAGAUGCAGGUGGAGCCAGAUCAUGUGGUGUCUGUACGACUGAUCCUGAGACAGCCGUCCUCUGCCUGGCUAACCUUCAGCCUCGAAGACAUCAAAAUAUACCCUCACAUGGAGCCGCACCACCAGAUGGGGCCAAAGGAAAGACUAAAUCCCACACACACUGGGUUUAACAAACAAGAAUUUAAAAUCAAGGACCCAGAGAAGGAAGUUUCUGAUUGGCUGUCUGACCUGACGCUGGUUGACCAACACCCUGACCUGGAGGGUCUCCCAGACCCCCAGACUGUAUCAUCCAGUAUCCAGCAAAUGUGGGCUCUGACUGAGGUGAUGCAGACCAACCAGACUACAGCCUCCAUUGGACGAUUUGAUGUGGAUGGAUGCUACGAUAUCAACUUGCUCUCCCUGACGUAACGUGGCCAUUGUGCUCUUGCAUGCACAUGAAGCUCACUUUAUAGAGGACCACUGAUCAGUAAUGGAAGGAGCAAUAAUGAAGACACUGUCUGCUUUUGAACCAUUGACAACAGCUGCAGAGAAGAACAAAGAAAAGGUUGUAUAUAGGUAUAUGAUGCAGGAAUGGCUGGGCAUGAUGUGACAGUGAAUAACAGACAUCUGCUGCUUUUUUUCUUACUUGAACACUGACGAAUGAGAGAAGUAUUUUGAUUUCAUUUAUUUCGACAUACUUUUUUUUAAUGUUCUGGUCAUAAAACUACUCAAUCAUUGCUAUACACUUAAGGGCAUACGGUAUACAUAUAUUUUUUUUCUUUUUCCAUCAUUUUGAGGAGGAAGUACAGUAGUGACUGCACUUACACUUUUACUGACGCAAUUAUUUAUUAAGCUAUGUAAUAACCUUACUGCUCAAACCUGCAGUGUGGCACUGUAACACUGUAAAUUGUGUAAUAUCAAUAUUUAGCGUUCUCCUGUAUCCUGCUAAAACUACUGGAUGACUUUUCCCUGUAAUUGGUUGACCUGUGUGGAGGUGCGGGAUGGCGGGCUGCAGGAGGUUUUAAUGAGUCCCAUUCAUUGUGAAAACAGUACUCCACACCAUACAAGGCUGUAAAUGUUUAAUGGUAUAGGGGACAAGGGAAAAAGUACUGCAGCAGUUUCUGUAAUGCUGCACAGUAUGAAACACUUGGUGGCAGCAGUGGAUUAUCUAAGAGGUUCUGUUAACUUCUAUCUUUGUGAGGACCAAGACCUUGAGAGGACACUUUAGGAAAGUGAGAAGAAUCUGGUCCGUCUUCAGGUCUUUGAAGGACUUUUGUUGUUAAAUGUUUGAUUUUUGGAUUGAGGUAUGGAUAAGCCAGGGGUAUGCCGUAUAGUUGUGAUAGUUAAGACACAGGUUAGAAGCUCAGAUGCGAAUUAUGUCAGUGAGGGUCCUCACAAGUGGGGAAGUAAAAAUGUAUGUGUAUGUGUGAGAAAGCUGAUGGAACUAGACAGAAGUCUACUUUCUGAAAAUGUUUUACAAGCCUAUAUGUUGUGUUAUUUGCAGCUCCUGUCGCCACAUGUCAAUAAAAAAAACUAAUGUU
Molecule: messenger RNA, 1955 nt
Organism: Seriola dumerili (greater amberjack)
Lineage: Eukaryota; Metazoa; Chordata; Actinopteri; Carangiformes; Carangidae
Gene: nicn1
Product: nicolin 1
Exons: 8
Coding region: 112-843 (243 amino acids)
Cellular component (GO): nucleoplasm
Source: RefSeq, a predicted model, not a curated record